Messenger RNA from Verticillium dahliae VdLs.17, 903 nucleotides. RefSeq lists its product as uncharacterized. NCBI's taxonomy places the organism in Eukaryota, Fungi, Ascomycota, Sordariomycetes, Glomerellales, Plectosphaerellaceae. The transcript is spliced from 2 exons. Bases 1 to 903 code for a protein of 300 amino acids. The record is from RefSeq and is a predicted model, not a curated record.
AUGGCCGGCUUCGCCAUGCGCAUUGUGUCUGACUGGCACCAGCGACGCAGAGACAGCCACUCCACCCGCGGGCUCAUCGCCGUCGUUUUUGACCAACGGAAUCAUGGUGGACGCCUCGUAGAUGAGCGAGCCAAUAAUGCCUGGAAGAAGGGUAACGCUACACACGCUAUUGACAUGGCGGGUGCCAUCGCUGGCAUGGUGUCUGAUACUCGGGGCCUCAUUGAUCUUGUGGAUGGCUAUGUUGCACAUGAGCUCAGAGGAAUCAAGGAUGGGGGCUGGGGCGGCGAGAUUGACCAACAUCUGCUCUUGGGCGUUAGCCUGGGUGGCCACAGUGCCUGGCAGGCCCUGUUCGCUGAGCCGAGGAUCCGUGCAGCAGUCAUUAUCAUUGGUUGUCCUGAUUUCAUGGCCCUCAUGACCAAUCGUGCCAAGAACGCGGAGCUAUCGACUUACAGCGCUGAGGACAAGGGCACUUCCUUUCUGGGAAGCAAGGAUUUCCCCAGGGAUCUGGUUCGGGCUUGCGCUAAACAUGACCCGAAGGCCAUUCUCUUUGGCACGAGUUCAAUUUCGAAAAAGCCAUCCGAAGAAGAGCAGCAGCGGCUCAGGACGGUUCUGGAUGGCCGUAUUAAGGGCAAGAAGCUCCUCGUCUGCUCCGGCGGCGAUGAUCGACUGGUGCCCUAUUCUCAAUCAAGGCGGUUCCUUGAAUUUUUAGAGGAUGCCACAAAGACUUGGUACAACGAUGGAGGCGUCGUCCUGGAAAACAAGGUGUACGAGGGGGUCGGCCAUGCCUUCAGCGAAGGCAUGGUGGAGGAUGCGGUGAGGUUCUUGCUAGACGAGGUGGCGUCAGGUCCUCCGGGAGACGGGGGAGAGAGGUAUGGCUCGGAAGAGAGAAAGUCCAAGAUAUAG